Aspergillus fischeri NRRL 181 is the source of this 1716-nucleotide messenger RNA. RefSeq names its product ribosome-associated complex protein SSZ1. Gene Ontology annotation, biological process: protein folding. NCBI's taxonomy places the organism in Eukaryota, Fungi, Ascomycota, Eurotiomycetes, Eurotiales, Aspergillaceae. Bases 1 to 1716 code for a protein of 571 amino acids. The transcript is spliced from 4 exons. The record is from RefSeq and is a predicted model, not a curated record. Gene Ontology annotation, cellular component: nucleus; cytosol. Gene Ontology annotation, molecular function: ATP-dependent protein folding chaperone; ATP binding.
AUGGGUGAUUCAAACGGUGUCGCCGCUGAAACAGCGGAGAGAUUCGCUAUCGGUAUCUCGUUUGGCAACUCCUCGAGUUCCAUUGCUCGCCUCACUCCUGAAGGCAAGGCUGAAGUCAUCGCCAACGAGGAAGGAGAUCGUCAAAUCCCUACUGUUCUGUCCUACAUUGAUGGUGAAGAAUACCACGGCACUCAAGCCAAGGCCCAGCUUGUCCGCAAUCCCCAGAACACUGUUGCAUACUUCAGAGACUAUGUUGGCAAGAACUUCAAGUCGAUAGAUCCUACUCCCUGCCACCAGUCAGCGCACCCUCAGCAAGUCGACUCCACUGUUGCCUUCACUAUCCGGGAUACCGCCAGCGAGACCCCCAACACCGUCACCGUCUCUGAGAUCACAACUCGUCAUCUCCGCCGUCUGAAGCAAUCCGCCUCGGACUACCUCGGUAAGGACGUCAAUGCUGCGGUCAUCACCGUUCCCACCGACUUCACCGAUGCUCAGCGCGAAGCCCUUACCGCUGCCGCUGGCGCCGCUGGCCUCGAGGUUCUCCAGCUCAUCCACGAGCCGGUUGCUGCCGUCCUGGCUUACGAUGCCAGACCCGAGGCUACCGUUACUGACAAGCUUGUUGUGGUCGCUGACCUUGGUGGUACCCGUUCCGAUGCGGCUGUGAUUGCUUGCCGCGGUGGCAUGUACACUAUCCUCGCAACCGCCCACGAUUACGAACUCGGAGGAGCAACCUUGGAUCAGAUUGUCAUCGAUCACUUUGCCAAGGAGUUCAUCAAGAAGCACAAGACCGACCCCCGCGAGAACGCUCGCGGUCUCGCUAAAUUGAAGCUGGAAGGUGAGGCUACAAGACGGGCCUUGAGUCUGGGGACCAAUGCUAGCUUGAGCAUUGAGAGUCUUGCGGACGGUAUUGAUUUCAGCUCAACUAUCAACCGGACCCGUUACGAGCUGCUCUCUGGCAAGGUCUUUGCUCAGUUCACUCGCCUGAUCGAGCAGGUUGUCCAGAAGGCGGAGUUGGAUGUCCUGGAUAUCGACGAGGUCAUCUUCUCUGGUGGUACAUCCCACACACCCAAGAUUGCUCAGCUGGCCCGCAACAUGUUCCCCGAGAAGACUCAGAUCCUCGCCCCCUCGACCUCUGCCAGCGCUAUCAACCCCUCCGAGUUGGCUCCUCGUGGUGCUGCCAUCCAGGCCUCUUUGAUCCAGGAGUUCGACAAGGAAGACAUCGAGCAGAGCAUCCAUCCCAUGGUUACUGCCACUCCUCAUCUGCGCAAUGCAAUUGGUGUUGAAUUUGUGCACGGAGAGACUGUCGAGUUCAAGCCUCUCCUGAACGCCGAGACCGCCCUGCCUGCUCGCCGCAUCGCUCAGUACUCCGCCCCUAAGGAUGGUGGUGACGUCCUUGUGCGUGUCUGCGAGGGUGUCCGCGAAAUCAAGGUCACCAAGCCCGAGCCAAAGCCCAAGGAGGAGAAGCCCGCCAAGGCUGAGGAUGAUGAAGACGAAGACUCCGACUUUGACUCGGACGAAGAUGAAGAGGAGGAAAUCCGUGAGAUUGUAUGGAAGACCGAGAAACCCAUUGCCGAACUUUCGGUCAAGGGCGUCAAGGCUGGCAGCAAGGUUGAGCUGAUGGUUCACGUCAACGCCGAUCUGGGCAUGCAGAUCACCGCUCGGGAAGUCGGUGGUCAGAGUGCUGUCCGUGGCGCCGUCGAGUCGCCCAAGGCUUAA